Ilex paraguariensis (yerba mate) is the source of this 3618-nucleotide messenger RNA. NCBI's taxonomy places the organism in Eukaryota, Viridiplantae, Streptophyta, Magnoliopsida, Aquifoliales, Aquifoliaceae. The record is from the annotation of a GenBank genome assembly.
UGUUUUCUAAAGUUGAAGUUCCGAUUUUGGGGGUCAUAGAGAACAUGAGCUACUUUAGAUGUCCCCACUGCAGUGAGCCUUCGUUUAUUUUUGGAAAAGGAGGAGCUCGUAGAACAGCUGAGGAAAUGGGCAUGGCAUUUAUUGAUACCACUGGAGGGGGAGAUCCGAAGUGGUUCUGAUGAAGGUGUCCCUAUAGUGGUAUCAAAGCCUGAUUGUGCUGUCUCAAUAGCAUACACUGAUGUCGCUCAAAAAGUUGUGCGCAGACUUGAAGAAUUGGCCAAAGAGCAACAACUCCGACCACAGAUAACUCUGUGAAUGCUGCAAUUGGCUUUAGAUAUAGCUCCAGUUCCAUGAUUUGUGGUUGUGGCGGAGUACUCAGUUUUGCUUUGCAGUUUGUCUGUGCUUCCAUUGUUUCGCAGAGAAAGACAGGUGCGGAUUUCGUGCGGCAUGGAUAUCCGGGUUUUAGUUGAGGAUUUGUGAAGGAUGUACAAUUUUGGUGCCGGCGUUAUGUUUUGACCUGGGCUGAAACCCGGUGAUCUGACCAAACAAGGGGCAGGGAGGUUGUGGACUCUGGCCAUCUUUUAAACCUAAAAGGUUGAAUCCCACUCUCAGUAUAACAUGGUGGUGAUGAACAUAACUCCUGUUGUUUUAUAGCUCGUAUGAUUCGACACAGAUUUCACUAGCGCUGACCUUUUGUAUUAUGUUCCUGUGAGGGAAACAAAGAGGGUAAAAACUAAACAAACAGAAGCAAAUUAUACUUAAUAUAUUUACACUAGGAUUGAGGAAAGGGUUUUAAUUGAAAAGAAAAAUAUGAUAAUGGUGGGAGUGUGGUGGUGGUGGUGUUGUUCUGUAAAUUUUAGAAAGGUUAUUUUUAAAUACACGAAAUAGUCUUUAAAUAUUUUUUUUUAAAAUUAUUUCUGAAAAUAGAAGAAUAAUUUUUAAUAUGCAAACUAAACGGUAGCUGAAUUUUAUUUUAUUUUAUUGGGUUGUUUUUGAGAACAACACGAGGAUCUUAUUCUUACUUAAACCUAUCUACCCGAAAAGGAUGGGUGCUCCAUCCCCCAAUAAUCUAUCUCUUGGGAAAUUGAGAUAUAAACUUUUUUGUAUGAUAUAAACUAUAAAUUUUUAUAAUACAUUACUACACACGUCUUAGAUACAAUACCUAGUCUAGAUCAGAUGUUGACCUUAUUACUACUUUACCACUUGGAUUUUGGUGGUGAAAUUGGAAGUUGGUGUCUUGCCCAUUGUGUUAUAAUAAUCAAUGUAAUAAAAUUAAAAAAAAAAAACCUAAAUUGAUCCUUAAUCUAAUCUAAGAAUAGUAGUUGAUGUAAUAGGUUGGAAUCAGAAUGAACUUGUGAUGUUUUAUAGACUAAUUAGGAAUAAUGUGUGUUUGAAGGCACUAAAAAAAUUUGAACAUUGAAUAAUCAAACACAAAAUUGAAGGUUUAAACUGUACAUAAUUCUUAAACAUGAAAUAAUUAAUAUAAACAAACAUGCAUUAAGAUUAUGAUGAGAAUCACAACUAGCUCCUGGUGGGGAAUGACUGAAAGUUGCCCUGUGUGUGUGUGGUUGGGUGGGUGGGUGUCAACUUGAACCUUCAAUUGAUUUCCCUUCAUCCAUUUUUCUCUUUUCAUGCUUUCCAAUCAAAUAUAUAUCUUCUUCAAUUUCCCUCCCUAUAAUUCCAUUUCUUCUCACUCAUUCAGUCUGUGUCUGUCUAUCUUCUUCUCCGAUCUCUGAAUGCAUCAUCUCACAAUCUCUCUCCAAUCCCCAAUUCGAAGCAAUGGAUUUUCUCCAUAUCAAAUUGUUCUCCAGAACCCUAGACUAUUUCAUACCAUUUUCCCCGAUGUUUUGCAAUACAGCCGGAGAAAUCAUUUUUCGAUCUUCAACUGUAGGGGAGUAGAAUUCUCGGCUCCCAAACGCUGCCUUAAUUCACUGAGCUUAGCCGAUAAUGGUUCUGUAGAUGAUGAGAGAUUGAGAAGCUGCGUCGCAAUGAAGAACGUCGAUGUGGCGACUCUCGGAAACCUUUGUGUGGAUAUUGUUCUCAAUGUCCCCAAGUUGCCUCCCAAGUCGUUUCAGGAACGGCUAGCUUAUAUGGAAGAAUUGUCCAAGUCACCGCCCGAUAAGCAAUACUGGGAAGCUGGUGGUAACUGCAAUAUGGCCAUAGCAGCAGCAAGACUGGGACUUCAUUGUGUUGCAAUUGGUCAUGUUGGUGAUGAAAUGUAUGGCCGCUUCCUCUUAGAUGUUCUUCAUGAUGAAGGAAUUGGUACGGUUGGGAUGAGUGACCUGAAUGACAAUGUUGACAGUUCAAGUGCUGCAUAUGAGACACUUCUAUGCUGGGUUUUGGUGGACCCUUUUCACAGACAUGGUUUUUGCAGUCGAGCAGAUUUUUGUAAAGAGCCUGCAUUCAGUUGGCUGAGCAAGCUAUCUAUUGAAGUAAAGAUGGCAAUUAAGCAAUCAAAGCUCCUGUUCUGCAAUGGUUAUGGCUUUGAUGAACUCUCCCCUUGUUUGAUUAUUUCUGUUCUGGAUUAUGCUGUUGAAGUUGGGACAGCCAUUCUUUUUGAUCCUGGACCACGGGGAAAGACCCUAGUGACAGGAACACCCGAAGAACAGAGAGCACUUGACAAGUUCUUGAGGAUGAGUGAUGUUCUUCUGCUAACGUCUGAGGAGGCUGAAUCAUUGACUGGCAUAGGAAAUCCAAUACUGGCAGCCCAGGAGUUGCUCAGGAAAGGGGUCCGCACAAAAUGGGUGAUUGUUAAAAUGGGUGCAAAAGGCUCAAUUCUAAUAACCAUGUCAAAUAUAUCUUGUGCACCUGCAUUCAAGGUGAAUGUCAUUGACACUGUUGGAUGUGGAGAUAGUUUUGUGGCUGCAAUUGCUUUUGGUUAUAUACACAACAUGCCCUUCGUUUAUACAUUGACAAUUGCAAAUGCAGUGGGUGCCGCAACUGCCAUGGGUUGUGGCGCUGGUAGGAAUGUUGCAACCAUGGAGCAAGUCAUAGAAAUCUUGAGGGAGUCAAACCUCAAUGAAGAUGCCAAAUUUUGGAAUGAAUUGCUUGAUGAAAAUUUGGAUAGUGGGGAAAUUACAUUCCUCUCAAAAAUGCUUAUAAACGGAAGCAAUAAUUUGUUGAGCCGUGUUCCCUUGCAACAUGUGGUUUCUGAAAUGCUGCCUAAGCUUGUAUCUGCACGGGUAGAGAGGGUAGUUCCAUCUUGAAAAUUAUUCAUUUCCCCGUGUGUUGCAAGCUUUGAUUGCUCUGACAGAUUCACAGCCCCAGAAGUGAGCUUGAAGUUAGGAUAACUAAUUCACUCUGUUGGUCGUCGGACAGUUGAAUCAGUAUACUCGGUGGAAAAAAUUUAGUUUAAAAAGAAAUGAUGAUUGGCUCGGUUGCUGCUUCAUGUUUGUUUUGGGAUGUUUGCUGCUAUAAUAGGUUUAGUUUAGGAGCAGUACUGAAUUCAGCUAUAGCAGAUAAGUCCGGAGUUCAACAAUUGGGGUUUUUGUUGGUUGUGAAAGCAGCAUUUUAAUCGGUUGUAUGCAUAUCGAGUUGGUUCAUGUUUCGUGUGUUCCAAGUUACUGUAAUUGGAAUUUUAUUUCUAUCAAUUAAAGAUCGGAAAAUAAUGGAUGUGGC